Molecule: messenger RNA, 1407 nt
Organism: Fusarium vanettenii 77-13-4
Lineage: Eukaryota; Fungi; Ascomycota; Sordariomycetes; Hypocreales; Nectriaceae
Exons: 1
Coding region: 1-1407 (468 amino acids)
Source: RefSeq, a predicted model, not a curated record
AUGGGACUGAACACUUUACUUCGAGGCGUGGCUUUGCUCGCUCUCGCCAGCCGCAUCGAUGCUGUGCCUGUGGUAUCUGAAGCCCAGACCACUUUUUCAUCAAAGGCAUCUUUUGUUCCACCGGCGAUUCCUGUCACAGAUGUCUCUUCCCACGGCACAUAUACCGGUCCAAAACCAACCACCACUGGGGCCCUGUCAAACACUGUACUUGCGCCCUCGGUCCCUGCUCGGCCUCCUCCUCCAGACUCUUUCAAGUACCCGGCAGAUGGGAAACUACACGGUCCUCAGCCGGCUCCAUACACACCCAGCGGAGGCAUCGGCACCAACGGGUCUGCUCCAGUGUACCGCGUCCAGAGUGACUUCGACUACCAGUCUCUUGCACUGGCACUCUACCAGGAGUGGAUUGAGCUGGAUCUAUUCCACUGGGGGCUAGCAACCUUUUCCAAUGAAGAUUUUGAGGCCUAUGGAAUUAAUGCUGAGGACCGCUUUCUCAUCGAGUACAUGGCUGACCAGGAAGUUGGCCACGCCACCGUCAUCAGUCAUAUGCUUGGCCCCGAAGCACCGAAGCAGUGCACCUACAACUACCCAGUCUCCAAUGUUCCAGAAUUCAUCGACUUUAACCAGAAACUUACCCGAUGGGGAGAGUCUGGUGUCUAUGGCUUCCUGCCCCAUCUCAACUCGGGACCUGCGGCACAACUGUUGCUUCAGAGCAUUACAAUUGAGGCUCGGCAGCAGAUGAUCUUUCGCCAAUUUGGAGGGCAGUUUGCCAUGCCCGAGUGGCAUACGCCUGGUAUCCCCCAGAGCUGGGCCUGGACUCUGCUCGCCCCUUACAUCUCGAGUUGCCCCUACAAUCAAACCCGACUAGUCUGGCAGAACUUUCCCGCACUUCACAUCCUGAACCAGCCGAAUCCAGCGCGGAUUAACGGGUCUGAUGUGUGGAAUGAAACGACUGGCGGAUACGCCAACACUCUAUCCACUGCCGAUAUUCCCAAGGAUGAGCUUUGUGUCAAUGCAACGGACAAGACACUGGACUGUGGUGCAGCAAUCACUCAGAACCGCAGCAUUCCUCUCUCAUACCCUGAUCGCCAAGUAUUCCUGCAAUGGGAUGAGCCAGGCAAAGCCAUUGGACCCAACAAUAGCUACAUCACAUCAACCAAUGUCAAGGAGCCCAAAUACGCGGCCUGGGUCUCGCAGCUCAACGUCACGUACUCGCGGUUGCAGAAUAUCAGCAGCGAUGAUAGAACAGCUUACACUAUUCAGCCCAACGUCUCGACCUGGGCUGGCGACCCUGCGAUUAACGGGACUAUGUUCCUGGCGUUGACGGAUACGGAUCUUUAUGUUACUCCCUACAACCUCACCCAGAUUAACCCACACGUGGCGGCGCUGGCGGUCUACCAGGCUGGCUAA